Molecule: messenger RNA, 438 nt
Organism: Dentiscutata heterogama
Lineage: Eukaryota; Fungi; Glomeromycota; Glomeromycetes; Diversisporales; Gigasporaceae
Source: the annotation of a GenBank genome assembly
GAUUAUGAAGGAGAUGAUGCAAUUCUUCCGGGAGCAUAUUGGCUUUCUAAUGUGCACGAAUUAUUUUCAUUUGUUAAUACUGCUGAAAAUGAUAUGUUGCGUGAAGUUGAUCUAGUAUCCGAUUCCAGUAAGAAGUUUGAAUGGGAUGAUUACGGAAGACUUGUGUCUAUUGCUAAACACGAUUUGCAAAGUUUAGAAUAUAAUAUAUAUCGUAUAUGGGUGACAGAAUUAAAGAAACGAUUAUAUAAGAUGAUCAUUCCUGCUGUGAUCGAAAGUCAAUCAUUGCCCAAUUUUAAAACGGGUGAAAAUAAUCGAUUUAAUGCGACUGCAUUCAGCAUGGAUGAUCUUCUCAUUUUCUUAAAUAAAGUUCGGAUAGCAAAUUAUGUAGAAAUGUCUGUUAUUGAUAAAGUUAUUACUGAAUUAUUGAAACUUGUUGGG